This is a messenger RNA of Ahaetulla prasina, 2073 nucleotides long. It is a transcript of the gene MPPE1, whose product is annotated as metallophosphoesterase 1. Gene Ontology annotation, cellular component: endoplasmic reticulum-Golgi intermediate compartment. Gene Ontology annotation, molecular function: phosphoric diester hydrolase activity. The transcript is spliced from 10 exons. The coding region runs from base 590 to 1786 and encodes 398 amino acids. The record is from RefSeq and is a predicted model, not a curated record. Lineage: Eukaryota; Metazoa; Chordata; Lepidosauria; Squamata; Colubridae. Gene Ontology annotation, biological process: GPI anchor biosynthetic process; endoplasmic reticulum to Golgi vesicle-mediated transport.
CAAUGCUCAGGAUCUCCUUGAACGGCGAGAUGGGCGCGAAGAAAUUUGACAUCAUCAUAACCAUAAUAAUAGUGCGGAAAGGUUGCCUUGUUUGCAGGCUCGGAAGGAGGGAAACUAGAGGAAUUCUUGCUGGCUGAAAAAGAUUCGCCUUUCGAUCACGAUUUACGAUUCGAAACGAUUUCUCUUUUGUCUUCCGCGGUUUCUGCGCUGGGAGAACUUAAGGAAGUGCUCUCGCUGCUGCUCCUCCAAGCGAGAAAUGGGUCGGGUUCAUGCGUGGCGCUGAGGCGUGAUUUGCGUGGUUCGGUGUCACGCAUUUUGCAUUGCCAAGCCGUUGCCGCAGUUCAUCACGGCGGAGCUAAGUGAUUUUGAAGCGUUGAAGAUGGGUGUUCUUUGUCAUAUUUCAUUUUUAGGCCAUCUGAAAGGUCAUAAAGUAACGAGAAAACCUUUGGACUUUAGCAUUAAUGCUUUCGAUGGGGUCUUUUUGCUGAUGAGAAGAACCACAUGAAAUACACAAUAAUGUACAUUUGAUUUAGGACCUGAAAAAGGGACUGGUGAUACCUCUAUGGAAAAUGUGCUGCAGUAGGCUGAGAUGGCAAUUCUAGGCUUAAGAUCUAUGAACCAUUAUUCUUUGAGAAAAAGAGGCAUUUUUAUGCUGAAACUUAUUUGUUUUACUCUGACAGUAUUCAUUUUCUGUGAAUUUUUAAUUUAUUAUGUAGUUAUAAUUCAAUGUCAUUGGCCAGAAUUGAAAAAUCGGACUCUGGGGACUAACAAACAGAAUUCACAUUCUGUCUUGAAAACCAUCUUUUUAUCAGAUCCUCAUUUGCUUGGUAGAAUCAAUGGACAUUGGUUGGACAAGCUAAGGAGGGAAUGGCAAAUGGAGAGGGCCUUCCAAACUGCCCUCUGGCUUCUGCAGCCAGAAAUAGUUUUUAUCCUAGGCGAUAUCUUUGAUGAAGGAAAAUGGAGCUCUUCCCAGGCCUGGUCAGAUGAUGUAAGGCGCUAUCAAAAAAUAUUUUGGCAUCCAAACCACACAGAAGUAUUUGGUAUUGUUGGAAAUCAUGACAUUGGCUUUCAUUAUGAGAUGACAUCAUUCAAAUUGGAACGUUUCUCUAAAGUUUUCAACUUCUCUUCAGAAAAAAUAAUAACCCGGAAAGGGAUAAACUUUCUUAUAGUGAAUAGUGUUGCUCUUGAAGGUGACGGGUGUAUAAUUUGCAGAACAGCAGAAGCCAAACUCAUCGAACUUUCCCACCAAUUGAAUUGCUCAUUGAAGGAACAAAAUCAACAUAAAAAAAGCUGUAGUAAUGUGGAUAAGGUCCCAAUCUCGGCUCCAAUUCUAUUGCAGCAUUAUCCUCUUUAUAGAAGAAGUGACUCAGAAUGUACAGGAGAAGAUUCUGUUUCCCUGGAGAAAAAGAAUGACCUCUUUAGAGAGAAAUAUGAUGUGCUUUCUCAGGAAGCUUCCCAGAAGCUAUUGUGGUGGUUUCAUCCUCGAUUGAUUCUGAGUGGCCAUACCCAUAGUGCCUGUGAAGUGCUUCAUAAUGAUAACAUUCAUGAAAUCAGUGUUCCAUCAUUCAGUUGGAGGAACAGAAACAAUCCUAGUUUCAUAAUGGGCAGCAUAACAUCAACGGAGGUCUCGCUCUACAAGUGCUUUCUUCCAUAUGAGACCACAGUAAUAACCAUUUACUGUACAGCAGGAUCUGUGCUGGUGGUCCUCAUUCUGGCUCACUUUCAGCCCCUUCUUUCCCCUUACCAUUUUGUUCAGCGUUUAAUCACUAAGUAUAAAGCACUAUGAAAAGUCAGACACUUGGAAUCAGUCACUGAAACACCAAAGCUAAAGAACAAUCCAUCAGACUACAUUCAUGCCAGCAAAUGCAUACUUGAAUUGCUAGCCCAAAGGCAAACUGCUCUUACAGACAGAAAGCUCUAGACAGUUGAUAGGACUUUUUUGUUUACUACAGGAUAAAGUAACUGCUUCAUGCUGUACAAAAAUAUUGUAAUCUACAAUCAAACGAAUGGUUUUCUUGCUAAAUUUUUUUUGUAUCAAAUAUGUAUAUUAAAAGUUUGUAACUGUACACUAAG